Molecule: messenger RNA, 2071 nt
Organism: Drosophila hydei
Lineage: Eukaryota; Metazoa; Arthropoda; Insecta; Diptera; Drosophilidae
Product: esterase B1
Exons: 3
Coding region: 196-1896 (566 amino acids)
Molecular function (GO): cholinesterase activity
Source: RefSeq, a predicted model, not a curated record
UGCAUUGCGUCGGUCAACAGAAUUGAAGCAAGCAGAGCAAACGAUUGGAAAUUUAUUGAAUUUAAAAAAUAUCAACACAAUUAGAGCAUUCUAAGUAGAUACGAUUACGUACAUACAUACAUACAUAUGUACUAAUGUACAUGCACGCAUAGGCACGGACACGUACAUACAUACAUACAUAGAGGAGCAGUAGCAAUGGAAGUGCACGUCGGCUUUUCCAAACUGUUACAGAUGGGCGCCAAAUUGGUCGGCCACAAGAUGCAGCAAUAUCGUCUGUCCACCAGUCGCACGGUCAUCGUGGUCACCCAUUAUGGCCGAGUGCGCGGUCUGCAGCGUAAGACCAUUUACGAUGAGGAGCUGUACUAUGCCUUUGAAGGCAUACCCUACGCCAAGCCACCGCUGGGUGAGUUGCGGUUUCGUGCACCCCAGCCACCAGACUCGUGGAAGGGUGUACGCAACUGCACUACAUACCGCGAGAAACCGCUGCAGCGCAACAUGGUGAUGGGCUUGAUAGAGGGUUCCGAGGAUUGUCUCUAUCUGAAUGUGUACGCAAAGCAUCUGCAAUCAGAGAAGCCGCUGCCCGUCAUGGUGUGGAUCUAUGGCGGGGGCUUUCAAAAGGGUGAAGCCUCCAGGGACAUCUACAGUCCAGACUACUUUAUGAAACAGAACGUCGUUCUGGUAACCAUAAGUUACAGGCUGGGCGCUCUGGGCUUUUUAAGCUUGAAGGAUCCAACGCUGGAUGUACCUGGCAACGCCGGACUGAAGGAUCAGGUGCAGGCAUUACGUUGGAUCAGCCAGAACAUUGCGCACUUCAAUGGCGAUCCCAACAAUAUAACACUUAUGGGUGAGAGUGCGGGCGCCGCAUCCACGCACAUUAUGAUGACCACGGAGCAGUCGCGUGGCUUAUUCCACAAGGCCAUAUUACAGUCUGGCUGUGCGCUGUCCGCCUGGGCCGAAACGCCGGAUCGCAAUUGGGCCUUAAGGCUAGCCCGCCAAAUGGGCUACAAAGGCAGUGAGUCGGAGGCAGAUGUGCUGCGCUACCUGAACAAGGCAUCUGCACGACAAAUCGCCUUGCAUGAUCAGGAGAUUGUGACGCGGGAUGAGUUGCGCAGCUUCUACCUCUUCGCCUUCGGGCCCAUAGUGGAGCCCUAUGAGAGCGAGCAUUGCGUGGUGCCCAAGCCGCACAAGGAGAUGCUGGCCAGCGCCUGGGGCAAUAGUUUGCCACUUAUUGUGGGCGGCAACUCUUUCGAGGGUCUCUUCUCGUACCAGCUGGUCCGCAACGACCCCUGGGUGAUGACUCAUUUCCAUAAUAUCAUUCCGCGCGAAGUAAGCGAAUCGAGCACGCCGGAGAAAGUGGAGCAGCUGGUGCGCAGGCUCAAGCAGCUUUAUUUCGGGGACGAGCAGCGGCAAUGCAUGGAGCUGUUCGAGGUGCUCUAUAUAUUCUCACAUCGGCAAAUCUGGCACGAUCUGCACCGCAUGGUAAUGGCUCGGCUAACCUACGCACCGGACACGCCCACCUACCUCUAUCGCUUCGACUUCGACUCUCCGCACUUCAAUCAGUUCCGCUGGCUCGUUUGUGGCGAACGUGUGCGCGGUGUCUCCCACGGUGACGAUCUAUCCUAUCUCUUCUACAAUGUGCUGGCAACCAAGCUGAACAAAUCCUCACUUGAGUAUCUCACCAUCGAGCGCAUGGUGGGCAUGUGGACAGCGUUUGCGGCCAACAGCGAUCCCAACUGCUGGGCCACCGCCUCCGAAAAGUGGAUGCCCGUAAAGCAGACGCCAGAUGGAGCUCACAAUUGCUUCAACAUCAGCGCCGUGAUGCAAAUGAUGGCUCUUCCCGAGGCCACGGCGCUGGCUAUGUGGGAUACAUUCUAUGACCGGAACGCUCUCUAUUGAGCCCAAAUCACCUCCAUCCUAACACUAGAUAUUCCCAUCUUAUGAGUGUAAUCACCGGAUUAGCAAGCUUGUAGUUUUAUUGACUACUUUCCUGUGUGUAUGUAUGUAGAUAUUUCUUGCUAAGUGCCAUAUCACGACAAAAAUGUUAUUAAAGUCCACUAAAAUUCCUUGUACU